Molecule: messenger RNA, 1214 nt
Organism: Hydra vulgaris (swiftwater hydra)
Lineage: Eukaryota; Metazoa; Cnidaria; Hydrozoa; Anthoathecata; Hydridae
Source: RefSeq, a predicted model, not a curated record
AAACAAAAAAAUGAAGUUUAUAAAAAAGAUAUUAUGUUUGGUUUGUACCAUUUUUAUUUCUAAUUUCCUUAUAUGGCGUUUUUUUAAAUUCAAAACUCAAGAAGUAUUGAAUAAUCAUGUUUCUAUAAAUCUAAAAAGUUCUGGUAUUCAUGAGCAAAAACAAGUAUAUGUUUGGGGAAAAGCUGCUAUUUCAGAAUAUUUCUGGACGCACAUUAUAGAAGGUGUAGUGCAACGUAGUAAUAAAUAUAUUUGGGAUGAAGGUGUUAUUCAAAUUAAUAGUGUUAAGUUGGUUUAUUUUACUGGACCUGCAUUACUUCCAGAAACAGCUCCUAAAGAUAUAAAAGACUUAGUUGUUAUACUUAAUGGAAUAGAAGAAAAAAAAAUCAACGCAAGUUUGAAGUGGCUUCAUUCCCUGCUUAAUAAAAAAUUGUUUCCUUUGCUUCAAAAUCUAGGAAUUAUUAUGCUUGGCAAUGAGCAAUGUAAUAAUAGUUGGGUAAUUGAUUUGUGUAAACGCUCUGUUUUUAUUGUUUAUGACAUUAAUUUGUCUUAUCCUCCUUAUUUUUAUUAUCAAUGGCCAUUGGGUGUUGCAACUUAUAGAAAGUUUCCACUUAUAAAAAGGAAUAAUGUAGACUUACACUCUCAAAGAAUGUAUUUUUGUAACUUUUUGGGUACAAUUUAUAGUAACCAUAUCUUAUCUUCUCGUUCAAAACAUUUUAAUAUAUUAACUGUUGGUCGUUUAAAAACUUUAUGUUACACUAAAGUUCGUUAUUCAUGGUUACCUGCAGAAACUAAUAAUGCCCUUUUAAUGUAUGUACAUGACUGGUCUGAAUUAUUGUCAAUUAUAGAAUUAGAAAGUAAAAUGCCACAUGUUGAAAAAGUUAAAAGGCGUGAAGCUAUUUUACGAUGGUACGAAAAAUUCAGAUCAAAAAUGAGAGAUGUUUUUUUAGAAGUACUCAGCAAAAGGUUCAAAUAGUUAGUUUAUUUGGACUAAGUAUUACUUAAAAUAUUUAUAGAAGUCCAUCUUAGCCUGUUUUCAAAAUUUCCGUAUCAAAAUACAUGUACCACAAAAUACUACAACAAAUUUUGUUCGAGUCCAUACAUAUUCUGUAUCAGUAUAUAAAAAGAAUUAAUAUGUUGAGUGAAAAUAUUUAUAUUUUUUAUAUCUUCAAUAUACAUCUUUUUUUUUAACAGCCGUUAUUAAAAAAUGUAAUAAU